CUGGGAAGCAGAAGCAAUGCUGGUUUUGGUUGUUGCUGUGGUUUUUUUUCUAUUGGUGUCAUGAACGCGUGCGUUGCUCAUACCCCGAAUGGCUUGGCUGGCUGGCUGGCUAGGAGAGAGACCAGCACCGUGCCGUGAAUUGCGUGUGGUGCAGUGAUUGAUAAAGGGUCGUUUUUGGAGCAUUGGAGAGAGACACAUUGCCAAUGAGAUAGAGAUGCACGUCCAACGUGGAUUGUGGCGAAUUCGGCUGCGUUGCUCAAAAGAUCGGGGCCUCGUUUUCGUGCGGGUGUGCAGCCGAACGCACUCGGGGUAGCUGCAUUGAUUUAUUUUUAUAAAGAAAAAAAAACACAUUUGUCUCCGGGUGACGAUGGCCUGGCAUCUGGACAAGACUACGGAAGGCGACCGCCUGGGCAUGACAGCUGCGAAGGCGAUCAUCGUGGCUGGUGUGCCGUGCUGGGCUACGUUUGACGGUCACCGAGGCUGCUGCUGCUGCUGAUGAAAUGGAGGAAGCCAGUGGUGGUGCUUGUGCAGAGGACCCAAAAGUGGCAGCAGUGGAGGGGGAUGAGGAGGAGGAGGAUCAGGAAGAUGGAGCCUCUGCUUCCCUUGUGCCGGAGGAUGCCGUGGGCUUCCCUGCAGGCAGGCCUCCCCCCGUGCUGGCUGGAGCGGACUGGUCGGCCGCCCUCAGUUUGCCCGAGACUGAGAGCUGGCUGGCACACAUGAGCGGACGUGUGGCGCAACUCGGCCGGGAGGUUCAGAGGGACGUGGAAGGUGUUCGGACUGAGCUUCAUCUGAAGCAGUUCAAGGAGAUUUGCGUGGAGGUGUCGGGCCGCUCGGAGUGCGUGCGCUCCCUGCUGGGGACCGAGUUCCCGCUGAGGCUCCUCUCCCCAGCGUGCGCGGUGCCGGGAGCUGUGCGGCACGCGGGCCAGCGCUGGCACCAGCUGCGAGUGUCGCUUCAGGUGCUCCAGGAACGCCUGCUCCGGGAGAGCAACGGGCGCCACCCGCCCGCCGCGCGGAGCCUGCGAGCGUCGAUGGUGACGGCAUACUGGGACGAUAAUAAGAAACGUGUGUUCCAGGAAGUCAUCGGUAAUAUUGACACCAUACAAGCACGUGAAACAUUGUUUAUAAAAAGUGAGCUUCCCAUUGGUUAUAAUAAUGUUCCAUCGGAUGAAUUGCUUAAAUCUUUUGAGGCUCCGUUACAAUCUUCCUGCUCUGGAGAGGGCAAUCCAGAUUUUGAAAAACAACUCUGUGCAUCAACCAAUUUGAGCACAAAACGUGAAAUAUACGAAACACACUUCUCUAAAGAUUUGAGGAUGGAAUUUUCUGAGCUACCUUGGCCGUCUAAGCAGGGCAAGAAGGAAGAUAAUGGUGAAUGUUCACAGGUCGUUCAGGCAUUACAAAGCGAGCAACUCGUUCAAAGAAUACAGACUGAUACCGAGACCUUGCAGGAAAGGUCUGCACAUCAACUUGUGCCUGAACAAAAGACCACGAGUGCGUUGCUAAAUGAGUCUCAACUCUAUGGAGCGGCCACCAAUGAGGACAGUAUGUUUCAAUCCAGCAAUGUGGCUUCAAUGUCUGUUGAUGGCAACUCAAACAAUUGUGGAACAGACUAUAAGUCGAAUGAUAUUGUUCACUCUGACAUUUCACUGAAUGCAAAGUGUAGGAAAGGUCUGUCAGAAAACAGGUUAGCAGGACAAGAGGGCUCCAGCUCGGUUAACAAAAAUGAAAGUGCGUGUUUCGACGAAGCUGUGUCCCAGGGCUUCUCAAACUCUCGAAGGUCUCUGGGGGCAUUACAACAGAACACAGUUUCUCACGGUAACCACCACAGACAUGAGGUUGAAGUGGAUGAAGAAGAAUAUACUUAUUCCCCUGUUCAUCUCGGUUCAAUUCAUUCAUCAAUGCAUCGAAGAGGUCAUUCCCAAAUGUUCAAUGGAAGUUUGAAGGAUCUGAGAAGCUGCUUACAUUAUAGGGCAGAGCUGGCCACUUCAAACUCACGCCUGCGUAGAAGCAAGUCUGUAAAUAUGAAUAAUUUAUUACCGGCUGGUGAAAGUUCGUUUCGAAGGUUUCAUGGAACCAAAGCAAGUUCAAUGCAGUCUGUUUUAUCCGCUCCAGAAACAAUUGAUUCUUUUAGUAAUAGACUGCCACUGUCGUCGAGUCGUUACUUUUUAGAUAUGGAGUAUGAAGCGAUGCUGGAUUUUGCUUAUCCACUCCAUGAAGAUGGACGAACUCGGGAGGAUACCGAGGAGUUGAAUGACCUUUUGCAUCAAAUAAAAAUCUAUGAGAAUCAUAACCCUACAUGUAACAAAUUAACCAAGCAACAAUUGUCCACACCAUUUUUGAGGGAUGACCGAUCACACGAGCGCACAUUUUGCACAGCUGCAGGUGCAGCCCACGACGUUACAAAUCUCUUGUAUGUUGGUGAAGGUUUCAAAAGACCACCUCAAGGGGAAAGCCUGUCACCGGAUCACAUCUCGGCAUUUAAAGUUAUGCCAGUGAGCUGCCGUGGGAAGAAGCGAAAUCAUAAACGGAAUGUUACAGAGACGGACGAUUGGUAUGGCUCUGAUGAAUACCUCGCAUUGCCCACCCAGUUAAAAGAGGCUGAGGCUGUAGCACAGAAUCUGGAGAACUUGGUGGAUAUGUUAGACACAAGUUCAUUGUACAGAUCAUCUCUGAGCAUUGGUGACCUUGGAACAGCAAGAAGCAUUGCUGAAGACAUCUCUUCUAUUAGAAGUCAGGAUGCAGGUGACCUGAGGCCAAGCCACAAAGAGAAAGAGAUGGGUCAAAGCAAACUGUCAGUUUCUCUACCACAUGAAAGACCACGGAGUGUGUGUGACUCUGUGGAAUCUGGCCCUCUUUGUGAUAUCAUGUCUGAUGGGAUGUCACCUGUACAAUUCUCAACCAGCAGUUAUCAAGGGGGUGGGUUCUGUGGAUCUUUAAACGAACACCAAAACCUGGGCAGUGAAAGUGCCCGGAGCGUCCAGCAAACCGGCUGGAAGCCACGUGACGCGAGUAGUCCAGUCAGCGAGGGGAGACCCCCCACCCUGCAGAACUGUGGUCGCCACCAAUCGCAGCUGAUCAAGGAGAUACAAGAUGACAUUGAGCACCAGAUCAACAACACAGCCAUCUGGGAAAAAAUCGAGAUGUUUGUAAAGAAACUUGAUGUGCUGAUUGACUGGCUGUACGAUGCCAUGGAGACAACCGAAAACUGGACACCCCCAAAGGCAGAAAUAGACAACCUGAAGGUCUACCUGGAAACCCACCUGUGCUUCAAACUCAACGUGGACAGUCAUUGUGCUUUGAAAGAGGAAGUGGUACAAGAAGGCAGGAGACUUUUGGAAAUCCUUGUUUCUCAAAAAUCUGGUCUGAGGGACACGCUCGAUCGCAUCGAGAGCCAGUGGCAGCAGCUGCAGCAGCAAAUCUGCCGGCAGCACGGCUGGGUGCAGCGCGCCCUCGCAAUCAUCAAGAGUGACGUCCUCACAGGCGCCGAGGCGCUGUCGGAACGCGGGGGCCUCGAGAUCGUCGCUGCCGGUGCUUCGCAGGUUAGAUUUCUAAGCGAAUGACGCCAUUCUUUGACCAGAAGAAACUAAUUAUUGAUCAAGACGCUGAUACCAACGCAUGCCCUGUUUACAACACAUGGCAAGAAAAAAAAGCAAUUAUUUCCCAGUAGAGAUGAAACACGUAGAGAGAUGAUUUCAUCAGAUUAUGAAAAAAGCCUGCUUUCAUGGAUAUAAACAUUAAAGAGCUGCUUCUGUACCUAGCGUAAGUUAAAUCAUUUGAUACAUUGCCGGAUCGCCACUUUGAUGUAAGACAGAGUUCAUUUAAAGGUAUUGCAUAUUAAACUGGAAAACUGCAUGAUCGUUUGAAGUGCUCUGUAAUUAAUGUUUGCCAUUGAUGUUAGAGUUCUGUUGAUUUAUCCACUGGAGCCUGGAAGAUUGUCCCUACAUGAUACUGGCUGUAAACAAUUUAAUUUGCGCCACCUUAAUUACAGUUUAUAUUAAAGUUAAUUGCAUAAAUUAAUUGAACCGCAAGUAAAUGCUUGCUUUGAGCAGUGAUCUUGACUUGAUUACAUUUUAAUUAUCCAGAUUUUACAGCACUACACUUGCUGAAAAAAAUAUCCUCUUGUCAUCCUACAUGCGUUUUUUUUAAAAUACUAAAUGCAAGUUUUUUUUAAAGCUGGAACUUUUAUAUUCGCAGUGAUACAAAGAUGUAAAAAUAAAGUUCCGGUUUAAAAAAAAAAUCCAUUGAAACUUUUUCUCACGCGCAGACAUAUCGCUGUUGACAUUGCGGAAAAAGCAAAACUUUUAUUUUUAUGGCGGAGCAGACCUCUACCGGCGACGCCUAAAUCGCCCUCAAAAUCCAUUACACUCACAGUAGUCCGUGCAAGACAAAUGCGUCACAGUGCACUGGGUUUCAUUCCGGCUCCACAUGAGUGGGAGAGUUCCCACUGUCAAGCAGUGAACAGACAGCCAACUGCGCAGACAACACCCCGAAGUUGUGUGGCUACAACGCACAACAGAAAGUGAGCAUUUGGGGGGUAAUCUUGGCUUUUUGAUUUGUAUCUGUAUAUUAUAUUGUUGUUCGAUGGUUGUGGUUAGUCCCCCAUAUUUCGCAAGAACAUAAAAAAAUACGUGCGGAGCAUUUAAAUGCAGCAAUUGUGCAAAUGAAUUGGCAAACGUUAUUAUGUAUGGAUGAAGGAAGCUAUUUGCACGAAAAAAGUGAAUGCAAUGUUUGUGCCUGUAUGAAAUUGUUGUUAAGUGUGGCUAUACAUUCCCCCCCGACAGAUGAAGGUGAUUUUUUAAGAAGCAUCAUCGGAUGCUAUGUUUCCAUUGCGGCAUUGAAUGAGAUGUUGUGUGCAUUAAAUAUCCUGAAAAAGUUCUUAGACGUAAAGUAAUGGGUCACACAGGCACUUAUUAUGCACAAGAGACUUGUUUCUAAUUGGUUUGCAUUUGGUUGUCGGUCAACUUUAGAAAAAAUAUUUCAGAGAUUCACACAACAGCAAAAUUGACGUGCAUUACUCCUGUUUACAUUGUGCCUGCUGCACGCUUUUAUUUUAACUGGAUGAAUGAUGCGUCAAACAAUUGCAAUGGAAACAUCGCCCGAUACCACGUUAGGUUGUGUUUUGUUGUUGUUGUUGUAAAAUUCAACUUGUGUACAUAGAGAUUAAACAUUUGUACGUAUAUUUACAAAUGUGCGGCACGCAAACAAAUUACUAUUUUCAGAAAGAUAAAAUCAAAUAACGUGUUAAAUACUUAUGAACUAAGUUAUGAAUACAACAAAUAGUAUUACAUCUUCAGGAAUAUUUUAACAAGCUUGCAUACAGAUUAAACAUGUUUGCUUAAUUAUUUAAUUCAGAUAAAAUAUAUUGGGUAAAAUUUGAUGAAGAUAAGGGUUAUAGACCAAGAAGAAUUUCGGGGUUGGUUUGUAUUUUAAAUGAUUAGAUUUUUCUUUUUUAGUACAGACUUUAUCCAGAGUAAUUGCACACGCCAAUAUUAUAUAUAAUGAAUGUUACUAAUUUAACAUUGAUAUGUUCUGCAAAUUGUGUGCACGCUCUGCGUUAUGUGCACAAAUGUUCACAUCAGACAUUGUGUUUAUAGCAUCCGAUAUAUUUGAGUAUUUUUAAGAAUCUUUAAAGUUUGGCUGAUAUAUCUUUCACUGAUGGGAAUUUUUUUCUCUUCACAUACCAUCAUAUCUUUCGGUAUACACCAUGUUAAACUGCAAAUAUUGUGUAAAACCAAUGUUUUUAUUGCCAUUAUUAAAGUACCUUGCAUAGGUCAAUCUGAAGUGAAGGUCAAAUGCUUACAUGAAGGAUGGAGCAAAAUCAAUGUGCUUCUUUAGCCUACCAACUUUGUUAGUAUGCAGGUCACUUCUGCAUUGCCUUCAAGCAUGUUUGCACAAAAAGCUACACAUAAAGGGCAAGCAACCAGCAUUUGAAUGCAUUAACCGAACGUUUGCUCUAAUUAAAUGCAUUCGGGUAGCAAACAGAUAUCAAUAAUUCAAUGCGCGUGACCUAAUCAUUGCAAAAUUAUUUAUUUGUUUCCCAAGCCAAGCUUCGUAAUAUAAAAAAGGUUUUGGGGGGGG
Molecule: messenger RNA, 6075 nt
Organism: Lethenteron reissneri (Far Eastern brook lamprey)
Lineage: Eukaryota; Metazoa; Chordata; Hyperoartia; Petromyzontiformes; Petromyzontidae
Product: A-kinase anchor protein 6-like
Source: RefSeq, a predicted model, not a curated record